CGUGCAGAAAUUUUAGUCAGAGACUGCUUAAGCCACUGACUAGUCGUUGUUACUUUAACAUCAAGCAAAAAUAUAAACCGAAAUAUGUGAAGAUUUGUUUCUGUGAUAUUUUUGUAACAGGCAUGUUCGAAGUUUGAAGUAAAAAUUCAAUGAAAAAAUGCCAAAAUUGACAUCGGAAACGCAGAAGUUACAUAAGUCCAAAUGUUUAAUUAUAUAUAAAUAAUUCAACUAUCGGCUCCACCCGGAUUGAUAACUUUUAAUCGUCAUAACAAGAUAAGAUUUUUUGUUAUAUUUUAAGUCAGACUGAUACUAAACAUUACGAAUAAGAUUUGUAAAAUAAUAAGUAAUAUAAAUCAAAUAUUAUGUUUGGAAUUAUCGUGUGUGGUGUUACGAUAUCCUUGAUAUCAUGGUUGUACCUUCGUUGGAGAAAUGUUAGAGAGUAUUGGGCAAGGCGUGGUGUACCUCACUUACCACCUCAUCCUUUGAUGGGCAGUCUUACAUUCUUGCAGCAAAAGAAUCCGGCCCUUUGGAUGAUUGAUACAUAUAAGCAAUUUAAGAAACCAUACGUAGGAAUAUGGUUAUUCUGGAGACCAGCUCUCAUUAUCAAUUCACCAGAAAUAGCACGAAAUAUACUUAUUAAGGACUUCGACAAUUUCAGGAACAGAUACCUGAAACCGGGUUCCUUCGACCCCCUUAAAAAUAAUGUGUUUACUGUAAAUGAUCCCAUGUGGUCUACAGUGCGUCGAGGUUUGACAUCGGUGUUUACGUCUUCCAAGCUGAAGGGAAUGCAGAACCUCUUCGACCAGAAAGCAAUUGAUUUAAUACAAAGAAUAAAAAACACAAAAGAUACAAGCAAACUAGAUAUACGGUCAUUGUUCACAGAUUACACAACAGAUGUCAUUGCAACCGCUGCUUUUGGUGUAGAAACUACCGCCACCCUCACAGGAGAAGACCCUAUCAGAACUGUGUCCAAGACCCUAAUGACCUUCGACUGGUACAAAGGAUUUUGUUGGAGUACUAUAUUUUUCUUUCCGAAAUUGACGGAAUGGUGCAGACUCCCCAUAUUUCCUGAAUCAUCGACACAGUUCUUUAAGAAAGUAUUUGAAACUGUAUCAAAGCAAAGAAGGGUCAAUGAAAUAAAGGACGUAAAAGAUUUACUUGACGCAUUACUUAUGCUUAAGGACGAUGGGUUAACUGAUAACGACAUUUGGGCCCAGGCUGUGGCAUUUCUGUUUGCAGGUUUUGAAACAUCAAGUUCUGUUUUGAGUUUCAUGUUAUAUGAAUUAUCAUUCCGCCCAGACCUACAGGACAAAAUGUAUGAAGAGUUAAUAGAGGCGAAGAAAAGUCAAAACGGUUCCUUGGAUCUGACUAUACAAGCUGAUUUGAAGUAUUUAAACUGUGUAAUUAAAGAAGCGCUACGCAUGUAUCCUCCCCUGGGAUGGCUUGAUAGAGAGACAUUAAAUGACUAUAAGGUAGACGAGAAACUGACCAUACCUGCGGGAACACCGAUAUAUGUGAACGGAAUUGGAAUGCAAUACGACAGCGACAUUUAUCCGGACCCCGAAACGUUUAAACCCGAAAGGUUUUUGCCCGAGAAUGAGAAAGACCUGAAGCCAUUCACUCAUAUGCCAUUUGGAGAGGGACCAAGGAGCUGUAUAGGAAAGAGGUUCGGUCAGAUAUCAGUAAGAAACGCUAUGUCAAACUUAGUACUAAAUUUCAAGCUUAAACCACUGCCGGGAGCACCGAAGCCUUCAGAAGUGAAAUACGAAAAUAAACAUCUCUUUUUGGUACCUGGAGAGAGCCUUUAUAUCGAUUUCGAACCGAGAAAUGUAUAAUUCGGUUUACAAACAUAUAUACUAAUACAUUUGUAUGGCUUAUUUAUGGUACAUAUCUGUUAGGGCUAAAUAUUAUAAACAAUCACGAAUUUAAUCAAAUAAAUAUGAAUGUACUUGCGUAAAGGCAAUAACAUUUCUAUGAAGUAAUAGAAAUUAGUUAUUGUUUUAAAAAUAGUUAACAGUCAAAAUAAAGUGGCCUAGUGGAUUCUCAAUCCAACUAAUAGAUAUAUGAUUGCUUAGUUUAUAAUUAUUGUGAUCAUUUUUUUACUUUGAAAUAAUUGUAGUUAUUAUAUUAUAUUUAUUACUAAUGAGCAAUGUAAUGCCACAUCACGAUACCUCGGUAAGGAAAAUCAAUGUCUAUUGGAAAAGGUAAUAAAUUGUAACACUCGGAUAAAUUAAAACACGCCUAAACCCCUUUUUAAAAGUAUUUCACAAUUAGAAUGCUGCAUUAUCCCUAAGUAUCAUAGGGUAUAUUUGUUUCUGAAAUAUAAUAAAAAUAUUUAACCGUGCAAAGCGAGGUUUGUUUUUCAAAACUAUCAAAUCAUAUCAUUAAAUACUUAUAACAUUAUGACCUCUUCAAGUUAGUUAAAUUGUUUAUCUAUCAAGGACAUUAUAUUAAAUGUUAAACAUUGUUCGGUCAUUGCAAGGUAGGUAGGAUUUUUUUCUAUUCACAAUCCUAUCCUUACUUAUAUGUGCUGAUAAAAAACGCUACGUAAUGCAGUCUUGAGAGAAGGUGGUCUGUCAGAUGUUCUGAAGAAUCCAAAAAUUUAUAAAUAUAAUUUUUUUCAUAAGCAGCAUUUCUUCAAAUUGUUUGCAUUUCACUUGUAAUAACACAAACGGAAUUAAGCUUAGCUAAAAAUAUAUUAUUGGUAUAUGAUAAAUUUAAGAUAUAUUGAUAAAUCAAUAUCUACCUAUUAAUCUUUACUAAUCUCUGAUAACAAUGUGAUAACGUAUAAUAAUAAUGUUAUCACUAUAUAAUAAGUCUGUCAUUCAAAAGCAUUUUCGAAAGUUAUCAAACUACAAUUG
Messenger RNA from Pieris brassicae (large cabbage white), 2861 nucleotides. Its product is annotated as cytochrome P450 6k1-like. Gene Ontology annotation, molecular function: monooxygenase activity; iron ion binding; heme binding. The transcript has 11 exons. Lineage: Eukaryota; Metazoa; Arthropoda; Insecta; Lepidoptera; Pieridae. The record is from RefSeq and is a predicted model, not a curated record. The coding region runs from base 363 to 1835 and encodes 490 amino acids.